Hyalella azteca is the source of this 3044-nucleotide messenger RNA. RefSeq names its product trafficking protein particle complex subunit 11 (gene gry). NCBI's taxonomy places the organism in Eukaryota, Metazoa, Arthropoda, Malacostraca, Amphipoda, Hyalellidae. Gene Ontology annotation, cellular component: cytoplasm. The record is from RefSeq and is a predicted model, not a curated record.
UAAAAAUUGUUCGUUGGCUAUCUGUCUCUUCAUAUUAUGACAUAGGCCGAUGCCGAUUGUAGGCGUUGGCUUGGGCGAUAUGGAAGUGUUGGAAGGUAGUGAAUACAAUCUUUAUGGAAUUCCAAAAGAUACGAUAGCGCAAUGCAGUAGCCUUGCGUUUGUUAUGGGUCUUGAGCCAUCCAAUAAUCCAAAUCAUGCUAUCAUCUGGGAGGCACUCAACCUUCAGUCAAAACCUGCACUGCAAACUCUGAUUAAUUUCAAGCUGACCAACAUUAAUGACUUUUCUCUGCCACCCAUGAAAACUAAGCGCCAGUCAUAUGAAUGGUAUACACCUAAAGGGGUCCUAAAGAGCAACUGGAUGGCUAAGUAUCUUCACCACAUUCCUGCCCUCGUUGCCAUAUUCUACACUCUUGACUGGAGUGACUCAAAUUGGCUCAAUAAGAAAAAUGAGUUGGCAAACAUAGUUUCAUCUGUAAAAGCUAUUAUUGGGGAACGUCACUGCCGAGUUGCUGUGAUUUUACUCCAGAAUGCUGCUGGGUCUCCUGCAACAGAUUCUUCAUCCCCCUAUGCUCCUAAUUCAGAAACUGAAACAAAUGCAAGUCUGAGUGGAGAACGAGCAAGCAUUUUGUGUGAAUCAUGUGACCUGCCCACAAAACAUCUCUUUGUGCUACCACUGAACGAUGCUCAGCUCAUCCCAGGCUAUACUGCUAGGUUGGAAGCAGCUUUAUCAGAAAUAGCUGGAGGUUUUUACUUGAGUGAAAGCAAAACUGUUAGAAAUCAUCGUGACUUCCUCAACAAGACCAACCAUCAACUGCUGUUUGUACGUCACUGUUUCAAGACCGGCUUCCUGCUGGAGAUGAAGAAUGACCUACAGGCGGCCAUCAAAGCUUAUCAGCAAAGCUACCAGCAUCUCUCAGAGCUCCGCUUCACUGACACUAAUUUGCACGAGAUCAGGAUAUCCUCAGCCAUCAUCAAUUAUAAGGUUUGUCGAGUAAACUUCCUCCUGAACUUGCCUCGCGACGCCAUUGCUCAGUUCCGGCGUCACAUUGAUCUUUUCCGGCCCCGCAUGGGGCCCAAAUCUCUGAUUUUCGAGCACUAUGCGUGGCUUGCUUCUCAGUACGAACUUUUUGGGUGGCUCUUUGAGAGCGCCGUCCAGCAGGGACUGCCUGCCGUCCAAACGCAGCAUCCUGGAUUCUAUUACCAACAGGCAGCUCAAUUUGCUUCGCUGCGACGCACAACCGCCUUGCACCUCUGUUCGGCAGCUACUGACCAGCACAACCACAUGCUCGAUGGUAUUGAUAGCCUGGAAAUAUAUGGACAGCGCCCGUGGAGAGCUGGCAAACACAGCUUGGAACCACCUGAGCCUGAGAGAGAGGCUUGUGGUGUCGAGGCCAUUCAGUAUCAUGAACUAACUAAAGUCCAGCACCAUGAAAUGAUUAUCCCGCUGUACUCUCGAGCAAUGGCCCAGUUUCAGCGGUACCGAUGUCCUCGAAUCAAGCAGCAGCUCAUGGUGCAAAUGGCAACUGAGUAUCAGAAAGCAAAACAGUACCAAAAAGCUUUAGCCGUGGUGCAGCACGUGCUGGGUCAGUACCGCUCGGAGCGGUGGUGGGCGCUGGUGUCGUCGUGCGCGCUGCUGGCGCUGCAGUGCGCGUCCGCUGUUGCUGACGUGCCGGCAUACGUCGCCGCGGCGCUCGAGAUCGCGUCGCCCCGCGUCACGUUGGCGCCCUCCCUCAAGAUCCAGGUCUUCAGGGACGGUCUCAUGAGGGUGCUCAAGGAAUAAUUUUUUGGAACUCAUCCGCGUCCGGGACUUCACGGUCGUGCUUGAGCCGCACGCCAACUCCAAAGUGCAACCAGAACACGAAGCAGCUGCAGCUGAGAAGCAGAUGUUGCUGCGCAAGGAAAGCUACGUUGAUUUGAUCAGCAGAGAAGUUCUGAAGCUUGACUUUCCUUUCACGCUCGAGCCUCUCGUCUCACCCUAUGACGGCUUCAAGAUCGCGUCUGUGAGCUGCUGUCUCGAUGGCAGCGCAGACGGCAGCCCGUGGCGCGGCGGUGGCGCUGCCGUGCGUCUCUCGUGGCCCGGCGCUGGGGCAGCGGCUGCUGCUUCCUCCCACACGCCUCACCAUUCUGAGUUCUUAGUGUUGAAGAACCCAAGUUUUGACACCCUCUCGCCCAAGACCUUCAUCAAAGUUGAGAAGCCUGAACCUCUCAUCGAUGUCGAGGUUAAGUACGACAAGCAGGCGCUGGUGUGGGAGUGGCUCGUCGUCGACGUGUUGGUGACGUGUUGUGAGCCGCGGCCGCUCACCGACGUCCGGCUCUCGCUGAGCCUGCAGCGGCCCGUGCAAGCCGCGCUUGAGGCUACAACUCGAGUUAGCAGCUGCGGCAGCAGCAGCAGUGCAGCACCAAGUGACAGCUGCGGUGCUGCUGUGCAGAACAUUGCUCUUGCAGACGAGCUGCAGCCUGGGCAGCAGAUGCGACACAAGCUGCUAGUGCGCUCCCUUACAGCUGCUACUCGACACUUCUCCCUCGUCUUGAAGUGCUGUAAGUCAGUGGAAGUGGCUGCGGAGCAGUGGGUGCAGUGUCCUGCAGUGCACUGCACGGCCCUCACUGUCACUGCUGCAGUGCCCUUCGUCGUAGAAUUAUCGUGCGAGAGCCUGCAGUAUCCUGCCAUGCAGCAGCAGCACCUGCAACCACAAACAACAUCUGCAGCUACAACAGUGCGCCUGCAGCAGCCCUUCCUGAUCAACGCACGCGUGUCAUGCUCAUCACACGUGCCCGUCACGCUACACUCCUCCAAACUCAUGCUCAGUUCUGGUGUGGAGUCUUACGGCGAAGGCAGCAGCAGCUGCAGCGGCGUCAUCUCUGCAUGCAGCCUGUCUGCAGGCGAGGCGGCGAGUGACUGCUUCUGUCUGCAGGUGGCAGCCUGUAGCACUCCUCAGCUGCAGUUGGGCCACUUCCUCCUGCACUGGAGCAGGUGCUUUCUCUCUAUGAGCCUUCAGCAGGUGCUUUCUCUCUAUGAGCCUUCAGCAGGUGCUUUCUCUCUAUGA